GCCAGCCCGACCCCAUCCCCCAGGUUUUUCGGGUGGGGGAGGGGGUGCGUCUCGGCGAGUCACGAUGAUGGCGGCCACCAUCCUGUGGUGAGGUAGCGGAUUCUCUGCUGAUCUCGCAGAGCCCCUGGCGCUUCCUGCAGACUCAGUGGCUGGCGCCGGGCUCGUGAGGAAGCACGGUGGCUCGUGCUCGCGAGGAAGGCCGCAGUCGCGGAGGCAGCGGCGCGGCCCGGGGCCAGGGCUGGGGGAGAGGCCGCUCUGCAGGGCGAAUGUGACAAGCCCCCACCCCCACCGCUUUCCUCCCUAGUGCGCGAGGAGCGCGGGCGACCCCGGGGCCCCGCAAGGCCACAGACCCCGCCCAGCGGCCAGCACCCGGAGCAGGCCCGGCAGUGGAGCUGCGCGGCGGCACCAUGCUGGUCACCCUGAAGACCCUACAGCAGCAGACCUUCAAGAUCGACAUCGACCCAGACGAGACGGCAAAAUCCUCAAUGAUGAUACUGCUCUAAAAGAAUAUAAAAUUGAUGAGAAAAACUUCGUGGUAGUUAUGGUGACAAAACCCAAAGCAGUGACAACACCAGCACCAGCUACAACUCAGCAAUCAAAUUCUGCCACCACUACCACAGUUAGUUCCUCCACAGCACCAACUGUGGUUCAGGCCCCAACCCCUGCCCCCACUUUGGCUCCCGCUCCCACUCCCACACCUGCAUCUGUCACUCCAGCAUCAACGACAGCGUCUUCUGAACCUGCACCUGCUAGUGCAACGAAACAAGAGAAACCUGCAGAAAAGCCAGCAGAAACACCAGUGGCUGCUAGCCCAACAUCAACUGACAGUACAUCAGGUGAUUCUUCUCGGUCAAACCUUUUUGAAGAUGCAACAAGUGCACUUGUGACAGGUCAGUCUUAUGAGAAUAUGGUAACUGAGAUCAUGUCAAUGGGCUACGAACGAGAGCAAGUAAUUGCAGCCCUGAGAGCCAGUUUCAACAACCCUGACAGAGCAGUGGAGUAUCUUUUAAUGGGAAUUCCCGGAGAUAGAGAAAGUCAGGCUGUGGUUGACCCCCCUCCAGCAGCGAGUACUGGGGCUCCUCAGUCUUCAGUGGCUGCAGCAGCAGCAACUACGACAGCAACGACUACGACAACAAGUUCUGGAGGGCACCCUCUUGAAUUUUUACGGAAUCAGCCUCAGUUUCAACAGAUGAGACAAAUUAUUCAACAGAAUCCUUCCCUGCUUCCAGCAUUGCUACAACAGAUAGGUCGAGAAAAUCCUCAGUUACUGCAGCAAAUUAGCCAACAUCAGGAGCAUUUUAUUCAGAUGUUAAAUGAACCAGUUCAAGAAGCUGGUGGUCAAGGAGGAGGCAGUGGAGGUGGCAGUGGAGGAAUUGCAGAAGCUGGAAGUGGUCAUAUGAACUACAUUCAAGUAACGCCUCAGGAAAAAGAAGCUAUAGAAAGGUUAAAGGCAUUAGGAUUUCCUGAAGGACUUGUGAUACAAGCAUAUUUUGCUUGUGAGAAGAAUGAGAACUUGGCUGCCAAUUUUCUUCUACAGCAAAACUUUGAUGAAGAUUGAAAGGGACUUUUUUUUAUCUCACACUUCACACCAGUGCAUUACACUAACUUUGUUCACUGGAUUGUCUGGGAUGACUUGGGCUCAUAUCCACAAUACUUGGUAUAAGGUAGUAGAUUCUUGGGGGUGGGGAGGGGGGUCUAGGAUACAGGGCAGGGAUAAAUACCGUGCAUGUCUGCUUCAAUUAGCAGAUGCCGCAGAUCCACACAGCGUGUAAAAUAUUAUACAACCAAAAGUCAGCUUUUGCAGGUCUUUAUUUCCUCUAUAAAACAGUAGGUAACUUUUCCUAGGUUUCACUCUUUUUAGUGUACUAGAUCCAGAAAUUUAGUGUAAUGCCCUGCUUUAUAUUUCUUUGACUUAACAGUGGUUUCAGAAAGAAUCUUUGCUACCUAGAAUCUACAGUCCCUGUUUUAUGGCAACACUGGAUAAUGGCUUUGUGAAAUUAAAAAAAAAAAAAAAAAAUUGGAGCAACUGUAAACAGAAAUGCCAAAUUAUUGAUGGUUAUUGUUGCUGCUUCAAAUAAGUAUAAAAUUAAUGUGUAAGAAAGCCCAUUCUUUCAUGAUAAAUACUUGGGGUUGGGGGGGAGAGGGGGGAAUCUUUUCUUAAAAUGAAAAUAAUUACUGCUAUUUUAAAUUUCUUGAUCAUUGAAUGUGAGACCCUUCUAACAUGAUUUGAGAAGCUGUACAAGUAUAGGCAGAGUUAUUUUCCUGUUUACAUUUUUUGGGUUUGUUUUGGGGGGGAAAUUGGUAGGUGUCUAAUUACUGUUUACUUCAUUGUUAUAUUGCAGUAAAAAGUUUUAAAACCACAGUUGCAUGUUUGCUUUUGAUGUAUCCCGUUGUGGAAUUAGCACUUUGGGGCCAAUGGAGAAAUGCAGCAUUCACUAUCCCUGUCUUCCCCUUCCCUCAGCAGAAAUGUGUUUGUCAGCAAGUCAUGAAUUCCAACUGCUGCCUUUUUUAAAACCCACAAAAUGCUGAUUCAGUUCAAAAUUAAUGCAAAUGUCUCAAAACUGGGUUUCUGAUCUUUGUAAAUGUUUUUCCUUAUUAGAUAAGAAUGUAUGACCAUUAAAAUCAUUUAGGAUUAUUUGCUUUCUAAAAGAGAAGGUGGACAGAACUAUAAUCUAGCAUCCUUUAUUGCAUUGGACAGACUGGAGAAAUCUUUUGGAAGGGCUGGGAGAUGCGGCUGGAAAAGUACUUUGGAAAAUAUACAGUCAAGAUAUCUCAUGGCAUAUUAAAAGAAAAAUCUUAAUAGCA
This is a messenger RNA of Orcinus orca (killer whale), 2805 nucleotides long. RefSeq names its product RAD23 homolog B, nucleotide excision repair protein (gene RAD23B). The record is from RefSeq and is a predicted model, not a curated record. NCBI's taxonomy places the organism in Eukaryota, Metazoa, Chordata, Mammalia, Artiodactyla, Delphinidae. Gene Ontology annotation, biological process: proteasome-mediated ubiquitin-dependent protein catabolic process; nucleotide-excision repair. The coding region runs from base 542 to 1558 and encodes 338 amino acids. The transcript has 9 exons. Gene Ontology annotation, molecular function: proteasome binding; polyubiquitin modification-dependent protein binding; damaged DNA binding. Gene Ontology annotation, cellular component: nucleoplasm; cytosol.